Molecule: messenger RNA, 2243 nt
Organism: Drosophila persimilis
Lineage: Eukaryota; Metazoa; Arthropoda; Insecta; Diptera; Drosophilidae
Gene: Fnta
Product: protein farnesyltransferase/geranylgeranyltransferase type-1 subunit alpha
Exons: 4
Coding region: 250-1254 (334 amino acids)
Biological process (GO): protein farnesylation; protein geranylgeranylation
Cellular component (GO): protein farnesyltransferase complex; CAAX-protein geranylgeranyltransferase complex; cytoplasm
Molecular function (GO): protein farnesyltransferase activity; CAAX-protein geranylgeranyltransferase activity
Source: RefSeq, a predicted model, not a curated record
CAAAUAAAACAACCAAAACUGUAAUCGAACUCUGUGAUAAGCUCUAAAUAGUCGCCAAAUAGUGUCAGUAAAUCAACAAAUAGUGGCAGGCCGCCACCGCCAGCCAGCGAUAAGUGGUUUCUACUUUUAUACAACACACAAGACAACGGCCAGCAGCGACAGAGAGCGAAACGAUUUGAGCAGCUAUCACAUUCUCAGAAUUUCCACUCAGUUAAGAAGUCGUUUAUCCAACGCUGUAGGUUCACAGAAAUGGGUGACAGCUCGGAUGACGAAUACUUGGGCACGGAAUGGAUUCCGUACAGCGAGCGCGCGGAGUGGGCCGAUAUAGCGCCGCUGGCCCAGGAUGACGGCCCCAACCCAGUGGUAUCCAUAGCCUACAGCCAGAAGUUUCGCGAGGUAUUCGAUUUUAUGCGUGCCAUAAUUGCCAAGGGAGAGAAGAGCCAGCGUGCCUUGGACCUGACCACAGACGCCCUGCGCCUGAAUCCGGCCAACUACACGGUGUGGCAGUACAGGCGCGACAUACUGAGAGAGCUGAAGGCCGAUCUGAACGUGGAGCUGGACUACCUAAGCGAGGUGAUCGGUCAAAACUCGAAGAACUAUCAGGUGUGGCACCACAGGCGCGUCAUUGUCGAGAUGCUGGACGAUGCCAGCAACGAGCUGGAGUUGACGGAGAAUGCCCUGAUAAACGAUGGAGAUGCCAAGAACUAUCACGCCUGGCAGCAUCGCCAGUGGGCCAUACGCACAUUUAACCUCUAUGAUUCCGAGCUGUCUUUUGUGGAUCGCUUGAUCGGUGAGGACCAGCGCAACAAUUCGGCUUGGAAUCAGCGCUUCUUUGUGAUCAAGCACUUGGGCUUCAACCCUAACCUGGUCGAUCAAGAGCUGAUCUACGCUAUGAAUCGCAUUCGCAUCAUCAAAAACAACGAGAGUGCCUGGAACUAUUUGGUAGGAGUAAUCCGACAGAGCCCGUACGGAAACGGGCUGCUGAACAACCAUCCGGCUGUGGUGGAAUUUGCUGAGGAACUCUACCAGGCCGGCAACCGUUCGCCAUAUCUGAUGGCCUUCCUGAUCGACCUCUACCAGGAGCAGACAAUGCAGAACGAGUGUAGUGACCGCGAACAGAAAGCCCGCAAGGUGUAUGACCUAUGCGACGACAUGGCUAGCAAACACGAUGUGAUUCGGCGCAAAUACUGGCAGUAUGUAGCCAAUCAUUUGAAGGACCAGCUGAACAAGAGCUCUGAGAAGGCGAAUCAAUAGUUCCAUCAGUUCCAUACUUGGCUUCGUCUUAGUUUUAAUCUAUUUGCGUACUUAGGCCUUCUUUAUACAGAAAUAAAUUUAAAUUGUAACCUACCCAUCAGCCAUGUUGCAAGCCCCAAACUCAGAACAUUUCCACAUCCAUAUAUCAUCUUUCAUGCAUGUUUAUGUGAGUGUGCGAGAGCUUUUUUGUUUGCCGCAUUGCUUGCUUUGCCUUGCCACACCGCUGCCAUGUCCAUGCAUUGUUUAUCUAAGCGCACCGGCGUGUUUGUACACGUAAAUUUCAUUAAAUUAACAAUGAGGCAGAGAUAAGUUUAGCGCAGUAUGUACUCUAGCUGGGAAGCUCUGUUCUCUGUUUUGAGUGGCAGAAGUGAGCCCAUAAAUUAUAGAAAAUAAUUUUAUGUUAUGUUUGGUAAGAACAAUCUUUUGUGUGAAAGUCUCUAGGUCAGCUACAAAUUGUUGUGGGAAAAUGGAUGAUACUUUUCUUCAGAGCGUUAAAAAUUGCUUGAGACAGAAAGGAAAAUGUAGUCACAGUCCCAUUUUUAGUAUGAAUUAGUUAGUAUUACGUAAUCGCUUAUCAAGGAUGCAUAAACAAUUGGAUCAGAAAAAAGAAGGGUCAGGUGUAGCUAGUCAUAAAUUAGACUUAAGCUCCUGCUGGGUCGAUGUCGCUUGAAUCGCAACCCGAAAUCAAUUUCUAAGAUACUUUUAAGAGUUGUAAGCUACUAGGGUAGGGCAAAUUACUAUAUAACAUCCUCUCUAAAAGAGCAUCAUACAAUAUGUGUUCUGUUAUUAUCUGUAACGAGCCCUUUAUCGACUGCUGCUGUAAUUUGUUUGUUAUCUGUUUCGUUUGGCGAAGUGGUGGUGGCGGUGAAGGCAGGAAACACCUUCAGUUGCUGUCUCAAUAUUGUUAUUUAUUUAAAUUUGUUACUUGUAUUUUUUUGUUUGUUUUUGGUUUUGUUCGAGUACAUACAAUAUAGCAGUUUUGUAAUAUA